Messenger RNA from Amphibalanus amphitrite, 5005 nucleotides. RefSeq names its product transcription factor MafA-like. NCBI's taxonomy places the organism in Eukaryota, Metazoa, Arthropoda, Thecostraca, Balanomorpha, Balanidae. The transcript has a single exon. The record is from RefSeq and is a predicted model, not a curated record. Gene Ontology annotation, molecular function: DNA-binding transcription factor activity, RNA polymerase II-specific; RNA polymerase II cis-regulatory region sequence-specific DNA binding. Bases 556 to 1632 code for a protein of 358 amino acids. Gene Ontology annotation, biological process: regulation of transcription by RNA polymerase II. Gene Ontology annotation, cellular component: nucleus.
GCCGCCGCCGCCGCCCACAGCUGCAGACCGCCGCCGGCAGUGAGUGCACGCGCACAGACACCCGCGACGUCCGCGACGCGUGCCGUCCGACCGUCCGCCCGUCCGCUGCCGACGCGACGUCCGUCCGUCCUCGGCGCCGGGCCUCGCGACAUUUGUCCUCUGACGUAUCGGUCAGUGCGGGCACAGUGCCAGAUCAACGCUGCCAAACUCGUAUCCCGCCGUACGUCAAAACUACCCCAAUAGUAUGCAGAUUAAUGUGCCGACGCGCGCCGCGCUGAACAGUCCUCUCGAGGUGGGUGUGCGCGUCUGUGAACAGUGAGAGACCACCAGAGCCGGACAGUGGAUGGUUCGCGAGCCGAGCCGGCUGUGACUGAGUCAGUGACUGCGUCUGUGACUGAGACUGUGGAGUGGUGCGGCGGUGCCGGGGUGGAGGGUGACUCUGUGAGGAGGACCCUCUGCGAGGAGGUGGCGUCCCGGUGGCGCGGGGGUGAGGUGGGCCGACCGGUGGCACCCCCCGCGGGCUAUGUGCAGACGUCCGGCGCGCCCGCCCCAGUGAUGGCAGACGAGUACGGAAUGGACUACGGCUUCAUGAACGAGCUGCAGAUGUCGCACGCCGGCUUCGCCGAGCACGUGCAGCCGUCGGCCGUGCCGCAGGGCCACAUGAUGUACGGCGCCGACCCGGCGCUCGAGGAGAUGAUGUUUCUGGCGCACCCGGGACCGGCCAAGGGCGGUCAGCUGCACGCCGCUGCCAGCACGCCCGGCAGCCCGCCCGAGACGCCGCCGGGCAGCUCGCCGCAGGCCGGCCUCACGCCCUCGCCGUCGUACGCGUCGCUGCCGAGCCACGCGGCGCCGGCGCAGCUGCCGGCCGGCUACAUGGCGCACCACUGCGCCGAGAUGGAACCCAAGCCGCUGCGGCUGGACGAGCCCGGCUGGAUGGGCGCCGGCGCCGGCCUGGCCUACCCGCUGCCCAAACAGCCGCUGGACCUGCGCGCCACCUGUGCCGGCGAGCUGGACCCGCGGUGGCUGCAGCACCAGCAGCAGCAGCAUCAGCACCAACAGCAGCAACAGCAGCAGCAACAACAGCAGCAGCAGCAACAACAGCAGCAGCAGCAGCAGCAGCAGCAUCACCACCCCCAGCAGCACGGCACAGUGAGUCCGGGCAGCGCGCAGCAGCGCGGGUUCGGAGUGGGACUGUCGGGCGGCCGUGUGUACCUUCCGCCAGCUCCGGGCGGCCGACACACACCCGAACACCUCAUCAUCGACGACGAGGAACUGGUCUGCAUCACAGUUCGAGAGCUCAACAAACGGCUCAACGGCCUGCCCAAGGACACGGUGGUCAAAAUGAAGCAGAAGCGACGCACCCUCAAGAACCGCGGCUACGCGCAGAGCUGCCGCCAGAAGCGGCUGAAGCGGCAGAUCUCGCUCGAGUCCAACAUCCACAGCCUGAAGGAGACGAUAGCGCAGCUGUGCCACGAGCGCGAUCACUACAAGAGUCUGGCCGAGCAGCGGGCCAAGGAGCUGACGGCGGCCGCCCUGCGGCCCGUCAAACACGAGCGGCCCGGCGAGGAGGCGCGCCCGUCCCCCGAGCGGCCGCCGCCGCCGGCGCCGGCCGACUUCUACCAGCCCAGAUGAUGGUAAGCGGCAGUGCGGCGGCCCAUGCCGGACUGCCGGACCACCGUACAAACGGCCGGCGGGACGCGGCGGCGCCUCUCCGCCGCCCCUCCUGGCUGUCAUAAUGUAAAUAUACCUGGCGGCGACUCGACGGCCGCUGGCGAGACUUUAGUGUCGCGUGCCGCCGGCCGACGCGGCCCGUCGCGACCGGCGCGAGCUGUCAGCUGCGGUGAGGUGUCCACCAGACGGGGCGCCGCGGGCUCGGACUGACACAGAGGGUCACUGACGAGAGUGGGCGCUGCGGGGGCGUGUCGCCACUGACCUCCGUCAAUGUCAGACGCGGCGAAUUCGGAGGGCGUCCGUGGUAUGUUUCGGGGCUGUAAUUACGAAUGCUCUGUCCCCCCAGAUGUGAAACUAAAUCGACAAAGACGGUCUCACUAAUUUACCUUUUUUGCUGUCUGAGAGCAUACUUUCUUGUCUCAUCUCCUUUGCUUUCUUCUCCUUCAUUUCCUCCUUUCAUGUCUGAAAUACCGAACUUAUCUCUAUCCUUCCAGCCUCCGCCACCGCCGUCGCCUCUCUGUCUGCCACCUUGUUUGUCCAUCUGCCGCCGGGACCUGUCAUGGACUCCGCUCGUGCCAUGUCUCCCCGGGCGACCACCCGACAGGCCAGGCGUGUGGUCUGUCCGACGCGGACAGGGCGGGUUACAUCAUUCACUCGUCCCGGACCGCCGCGAUCAGCCGGUGGACUCACAUCGACACCCGCUCCUGUGUUUAUCGAGGCCUUGGAGACGCGGCGCGGUAGCAAUCCGGUAACACUCUUUUUUACCGUGUUCGAUCACGCCCGGCGAUCGUGGUGUGCGAACUCUGGGCUGAUGAAGGGACACGAGGUCAAUAGGGGAGCGCGACUGCCCCGGCCUCCGCGGUGGUGCAGGGUGGCGUGCGGAUGCCGAUACCAAACGGGCGAGCUUGCAUAGCGCGCUUGUUAAUGCCGGUGCCGAUGUUUUGCGGAAAUCUGGAUAGCGUCACCGAAUUAAAUUCAACUGUUAAUCCGGCUGGUAGUUUGAUUGGCCAAAGGCUGUGGUUUUUUUACGGCAGCGUUUCGAGUUGUUUGCCUAACUUGAUGCACUGGGCAGAGCUGGUAGCGCUUUGCGAAUUCCCGAAAUUCAGAGCCAGCUGAGGACCACUGUUAGUAUAAACGUGGCUCGGUGGUUACGUGUUGUGUUUUCGGUCGAUACUCGGACCAGAAACAUCGUCGCGUCUGGCCAGCAUCAUGGCAAUGACCUUGCAAGGUUCGGGCGUGCUUAUUCAGCUUUCAAAUAUUGGCAUUGUUUGCAAAUUCCUCGAACGGCUGACGCGCAUCGCGACAGCGAUACUUUGAGGCUCAUCCACUGAACGUUUGUAGUUUGGACGUUUGCUAAAUCAAUUUUCCAAAACUAUCGCAUAGCUGGAUAGCUCAACACCUGUCAUCGAUUUCUUUGGUGCUUUGAAAGCAUAUUUACCUACCAUUGGAGACCUAGCUGAAGUUGGCGUCAGUACCUAUUAGCGCGAAUCAAAAAUGUUAAUUAUGUAACUAUGUUGCUAGCGGCUGAACUUUGGCCGUACAUAUGCCACCCAGGGGCCUGUGGUCAUUUUGGGAACUGCCAGGGUUUGACAAGCGCUCACAUCAGUCAAGCUAUCCCAAAUCUGUCAUUCGUAUAACCUUUCUCGAUAGGUACGUGCUGCCGCCAUUUUUUAAUACAUAUGUCUUUUAUGAACGCUGCUCGACUGAUAGCUUUGACGUUUGCUUUCAGCCAUGACUGUUCGUUUUGUGCCAAAAAUUAGACUGCAACAGCUAAACACUUGUUAAAAGAGUAGCAAAUUAACGUCUAAUGGUUUUUCUACCCGAUGCUAUCCAAACACACGCGCACUCCUCCCUAAAACAUAGCACACUGCUGCUAAGCUCGCACUUCUCUGGCGCCUUCUAAUCGUCGCUGACCCCCUAGCCGACCCCGGCUCCCCUCUCAGCCCGCGCUCUGCCCACUACUCGCUACCCUGUCCCAUUCCCCUAAUUAGCUGUGAAAACUGGCCGCGUCUCCCGUCACCACCCGUCACCACCUCGUAACGUCGACCAUUGUGGCGGCCGUGACGAUAACCGGCGCGGUGUUUGCGCGUCAUGUGACACCGAGCAAUGUCGGCAGUCGGUACUGUAACGUCGUCCGUUACGUCACGCUCGCUAUAUUGCUUUUUGUGGAGAGAGGGGUGAGCUGAGCUUCCGCUAGGUCAGGCGUAAGAGCUUACUGAGGGGAAUUGUUAUGUAGUAGUUAUGCUGCUGUAAUCUGCCUAUUUAUAUGUCACAAGAUGUUUGGCUUUAAUGCACAGGAAAGCACCCGAUAUGUAUCUGCCGUUAUUGUAUCGUAGGAUUAUCGAGCGAGCGACAGUUGCGGAUAUGCCGUGCGGGAUAAUGUGCAAUGGCUGUCUUACGCAGAUUGCAGUCGAUGUGUGUUAAUUAUUUCCCGAACUUGCCGUCCGCACACCGUCAAAAAAGCGUUCUCUGUGUGUAGACCGUCCGUGUGAUGUUUUUCGACCCGACUGAGCUAAGGGCUGGUUCGAUUCCGCCCGGUCUCGACUUUUCGAUCCGACCGGGCACGGUCUAUGCUCGGCUCUGUCGCAUCUGCUCAUUGUAUGUAUAACGAUCGCUGCGCCGUUUCAUAGUCAGAUUUGAAACGAACUUCUCUCGUGAGCGAUGUUUGCGGUCGACGUGAGGCGCAGCCCCUCAUGAUAAGCUAUAGGUACUACGCUGCAGCCAGUCAUGUGCAAGCAGUUUGAGGCGGCCCAGAAGUGUCGCUGUGUGCUGUAUCUACAUAUUAUAUAUCUGACAGUGCGUGUAAACUGUGCUCUCUCGUCGUUUUGGAGGCUGCCGGGCGGUGACGGCUAUUCGCCCGCUAAGUGUUGACGUGAGCUUUCGCCGGCGUCUGAGUUUUGACGAGAGCUGCGCAACACAAUGUGUUGUCUAUGAGCAACUAGUCUUAUUUUGCAGACUAUUCGUGAUAUAUCUAGCCAGGCGAGCAUUCCGAAGGGUGUCGAGAAGAGAUCGCUCGCCCUGCCGCGGCGCCGGCGUCGGCGUCGACAGAUAUGUUGGCUUAUUUUUUACUUUAGAGCCGUGCAGCAAUCACUGGCAAUUGUAAAGCUCGGUGUGAGGUUUCUUUCAAUAUUGAUCCUGCUCGCUGGCCGCUGUUUCUGCCGUGUAACUGUGUGUGAUGGAAUUGUGACAUACGAAAACAAAGUCGUGUAGGCAAUAUGUGAGGCGUGGAAAGCGACUUGCGCCAAUGUAAAAUGAAUGUGUCAAUAAAUAUAGGGCUAUUAUGAGGUAGUAUGUUUAGACUGUUUAGAAGAAAAUAAACGAUACAGUUAAUGUU